Messenger RNA from Myotis daubentonii (Daubenton's bat), 427 nucleotides. Its product is annotated as small ribosomal subunit protein eS25-like. NCBI's taxonomy places the organism in Eukaryota, Metazoa, Chordata, Mammalia, Chiroptera, Vespertilionidae. The record is from RefSeq and is a predicted model, not a curated record. The coding region runs from base 1 to 372 and encodes 123 amino acids. The transcript has a single exon.
AUGUUGCCCAAGGACCACAAGAAGAAGAAAGAUGUUGGAAAGUCAGCCAAGAAAGACAGACCCUGUGAACAAGUUGGGGGCCAGGCCAAAAAGAAGUGGUUUAAAGGCAAAGUUCAGGACAAGCUCAGUAAUCUGGUCUUGUUUGACAAAGCUAUAUACGACAAGCUCUGUAAGGAAGUUCCCAACUACAAGCUUGUAACCCCAGCAGUGGUCUCUGAGAGGCUGAAGAUUCGUGGCUCCUUGUCCAGGGCAGCCCUUCAGGAGCUCCUUAGUAAAGGCCUUAUUAAACUAGUCUCAAAGCGCAGAGCUCAAGUGAUUUACACCAGAAACACCAAGGGUGGGGACACCCCAGCUGCUGGAGAAGACGCAUGAACAACAGAUCACACCGCCUGUACAUUUUGAAAAAUAAACCUCUAUUAAAUAAUAA